Molecule: messenger RNA, 6392 nt
Organism: Adelges cooleyi (spruce gall adelgid)
Lineage: Eukaryota; Metazoa; Arthropoda; Insecta; Hemiptera; Adelgidae
Exons: 14
Coding region: 2124-6029 (1301 amino acids)
Biological process (GO): regulation of DNA-templated transcription
Cellular component (GO): nucleus
Molecular function (GO): zinc ion binding; protein binding
Source: RefSeq, a predicted model, not a curated record
UGUCGUCGAAGCUCGAUGCUCGAUAAAAACAUUAGCCUACCUACGAUGAAAGUGAAAAGUGAAAUCACACGUUAUUAGAACGAUUAUUAUAGUACUUAAAAUUGUCCAGAAGAUUUUACCGCUCCCUUAAUGAAUUACACCAGUGUAUGAUGAAAAUUAUUGUAGUUUUAUCGAUAAUAUAUAUUAUAUGUAUAUAAAUUACAACACAACUCGCAAAACAAUCGAAUGAGAUGUUUGCGUCCAAAAAUUAGUUGCCACAAGAGUAUACGGCGUGGUCCAUCUACGUAUCUAUACAGUUUCGACUGCGGACUGUCAUCUGUUCACGCUGAAUACAAAAUUUGGUUUGGCAUUAUACACUGUAAUAAAGUGUAAUAGUUUUUAAAAAACCCAAGGUUUAUCUUAUAAUUAAUAGUAUAGUUUUUUUUUUUUGGUAAGUUAAAAUCCGUAAACUAUAAUUAGAAUUUAAAAAGUCAGGUCUGCUUGAAGUCAAUUUUUUCAACUUCGAACGGGCGGCCAUUUAUAAUAAUGUUCUUAGAUGUAAUUACUAAUUGUAUUAAUGACGCAAACAAUUUAUGGGUGACCAAAAUAUUUCAAUUAUUUAUAUUGCUAUUAUGAAAUAUCAAUACGAGUUCAGAAAAAUUCGCUCUAUAGUUACCUCCACUGUUCAGGCUUUAUGGCUUUAGUAUCUUAUAAGUUAUAUAUGCAUGAAACGGUGCUUUCAGCUUUGUAGUUGGUUAUAAUUUUUAAGACGCGGACUUCUCAGUGAAAUGAAACCAUUAAUUACUAAUUACAAUAUUAUUGUUAAGAAAAUAAUUGAAAACUACAAUAAUUGCACAAAAACGUUAGGUAGAAGUUAAUAGGAAAUGUGUAUAAUAAUUUCGUUCCGUUAUUUUAUUUAUGCGUACUAUGUAUAAUAUAACAACAGCUAAUUGUUGACUGUUCCUAUACCAUUUUUAUCUUAAAUUACAGAUUAUUUUAAAAUUUUUAAAGUUCAACGAAUAAUAUAAUACCAUCGAAUAUGCCGCAAUAAUAACCGACAUUGAGAUUAUCGAAUUUCCGGUUACCACUUACCCAACCUAUGAUACCACGUUUACCACCUUAAGGGAUUGGACGGGCAAGAAAGAAGAUAAAUCGUGUGCCGAAAUAUUUAAUGUAAUUAUUAUGUAAAAUAUGCGUUUGGUUGUUUUUUUGUCGCAAACCCGCACUUAAAAAUGUCGAGUAUAUACAUUCCCCUUCCCGUCUUUUUGUUUUUGAAAGUCAAAACGUUGUUUUUUUAAAUCGAAAUAUGGUAUAACUUACAAAAAAACAAAAACCUGUUAAAAACCGAAACAAAAACUAAAAUAAUUAUCGCGUACGUACAAAUUAAUAUUUUGUGUUUUCUACCUGGCACAAAGGCGAGUAUAAAAAUUAAUUAACUCAAAAUGAUAUAGUUCACGUUAUAUUAUAAUUUAUAAGCAUAAUAUAAAGCUGACAAUAAUAAAUACCGCGAUAGAUUUAUUCGGUAAUCGGUUUUCUAAGACAACACGAGUGACAAUAAAAAGAUCAUAUUAUUGCGGUUAACAAUGAAACUUUGGUCAUUGCGCAGUGAUAUUAUUAUGUUUGUUAACAAUAAUAAUAUUAUCGAGAAAACGACUUGGUGUUGUGAUCCGUAGAUUGUUAAAAACGAGAAACGACAUUUCUUUUGAUUUCUACACUUUGGUUAGGUAUUAACCGCGAGUGGUAACCUUUUUUAAUUUUUUCUUCCAUAGCGUCGGGUCAUUUUCCGCUUGUGUUACAACUUACGAAUUUCUUCGGUUUUUACUUUUUAUCACCAUUCGUAUUAUAAGAAUAUAACAAAUUACAAUUGGAUAUUAUUGUGUAAUUUAAAUUUCUCAAAUGUAUUUAUAUAAAAAUAAUUAACUAGAUAAAAAAACACAUCAUUCGGUCGAAUGCCGUUGACUAAUAAUUUGUCUGCUAUUGACUAUUCAACCGUGUGGAAAGAAAAUAAUGUUUCUUAUUUUUUUCCCCUCGCCGUUAUACGGAUAAUUUUUUUUUUUUGUAAAAAUAGAAAAACCAAAGAACUUGCGAGAAAAAUAGUGAAGUAGUAGUGUUGUUAUUAUUAUUAUUGUCCUAAAUAUUUUAUCAUGGAUAAUGCCAAUGAAUCUGAUGAAAAUGUCGAAACUAUUAUGGAAGUAGAUGAGUUUGAUGAUAACGAAGAUACAUAUUAUGAAAAUAUGAGUGAAUGUAGUUUGCAAUCUGAAAAUUAUCAAUAUGCAGUGGACGAAGAAUCAAUGGUGAUAGUGGAGGAAGAUGACAUUAGCUCACAUAGUAGUAGUAAUAGUGAACUACUAGAAAUAGAAGACAGACCAAGCGUAUCGUCGGUAAAAAAUUCAUCAGACUUUAACCCAAUUAUGUGUGAUAGUACUGCUGUAAAUUUUAACUCGUCAGGCAUGCACAUAGUAACUAAAAAGAUAAUGCCAUAUACAUCAGUUUCGGAUAUUCCUACAUGUUCAACUAUGUCAUAUGAUAAAAGUGGUUCUUUAGAUUUAGAAAAAAUUGCUGUGCCUAAAAAGACUGAUGUGUCUAAUAUAAAAUUUAAUUCACGAUCUACAUCAUCGAGUAAAUUUAAUAAUACGCCAUUAAUUUCUUUUGUAUCUGCUCCUUGUGUACCUAAAUCAACAACAAUGCCAAGGCUUUUGAAACCGAAAUUAGAAUUAGAAAGUAAUAGCAAUAAGUAUUUUACUAAAACAACACAAGAACUAAAAAAAAUAUCUUCAAACGAUUCAAAAACAGAAAUGUAUGUUGUUCCGCACAACGGUGUUAAUUAUAUGAUUCGAAAAGUAGAAAAAAAUAAACUCGGUCAAACCAUAAGUCCAUCUAUAAAAACCAGUUUUUCAACGUUAAAAAACGUUAAUAAAAGUUUGCAAAGUACAGUAAAUGCAACAAACCAAAAGAGAAAACUUAUAAUUAACACAUCAAAUUCGCAAAUUGAUAAAAAGAAAUUUGUAGCUCGAAUGGAAAAAUUACCCGAUGGCAAGUAUAAAAUGGUACCAGCUCAAGGAAACAUCCCUGGUAAUUUGGAAAAUCUGUUCAAACGAAAUUCUAAUUUUGUUAAACAAAAAAUCGCUCAAAGUACAGCCGCCAGUGAAUUAAAAGUUGGCGGUUUUGUUCAAAUGAACCAAACUACAAUGAAUUCUAUGAACUUGAAGCCAGACACUAACAUUAGACCCUAUCGGAAACAUCAGCAGUCCGGAACAUCAUGGGUUAAUGUUUCUCAAUCAAAUGACGAUAUAGAAAUAGAAUGUUUGGACGAGGAAACGAGUUUACCAACUACAUCCAGUAAUGAUUUCUCAUCAAAUGACAGUGAAAAUAAUCCUGUGCAAGAUGUUAAAGAUGUAUGUUUGCCAGGCUUCAUAAGAAUAUCUCCGAAUUCAUUAGAUACUAAAGUUCCGUUGGAUAGUCAUUCGUUGAGUAUUGCGAAAUACGGAAAAGUUGCAAACAAAAAACAAGUAAAUCAGAUUGGCCUAAAAGUUUUAUCUGUGGAAUCUUUGAGUAAAACAAAGCCAAAUUUAACUGUCAGAAAUUCAAAUGAAAUUGCCUGUUCAUCUGCUGCAAAAGUUGAAUACCAAGUAAUAGAAAACGCUUGUGAAAACAAUGAUUUUGCCAAUAGAGGAGUACAAAGUCUUUUAAAUGAUGAAUCUCGGUCUUCUUUUGGAUCACGAAAUGUUAGAAAACCAAAUAAAAACGUAUCUAGUAAUGAAAAUAACAAGCCUUUAAGGGAACCACCGAUCAGCAGUACCACAGAAAAUAAUCGUUUGGUUGAAAAAACCAAUUCUUUGGAAGAAGAUAAUGAUAAGAUGGGUCAGUUUGUUUCUUGUCAUUAUGAAUAUUGUGAUACACUAGUUCACGAACCAGAAUUAAUCGACAAAUUGUACUGCAGCUUAGCGUGUAAACAAAUGGAUUCCAAAGGAGUGGUGGCCAUCGAAGAGCCCAUAAAUGAACCAGAAGAAGUGUCAAUACCGAUUGCUCCAAAAAAACCUAUUAUAGACCGACAACAGCUUUUAGCUAAGUUGGGAAAUAGAAUUCAUAAAAGAAAGCAGCAGUUGACCGCUCCUUGUCCGGAUAAAAAAGGCCUCAACGAUAGUUGGGACGAACCACUUUUUGAUAGUUCCGGUAGCAUACCACCAAAUGAUGGUUUGUCUUCUCCAUUGAAUUCUCCUCCUACCGAGACUUGUCAUGAAAUGAACAACGACGAAGAAGAUGAUGUCUAUGAUGAUGAAGACGAUGACGACAUCGAUGAUGGAAAUUUAGUAUUUGAUCUUGAAUCUGUCAAAGGUAAUCAAAAAUUAUUAAAUUACAUGGAAGAAAUGCUAUUAACAUCUGCACCAAAAAGUUUAUUCAACAAACCAUUUCCGCUUGAACAAAACUUCUUUAAAGUUGGACAGAAACUGGAAGGUAUUGAUCCUGAACACGAAGCUCUUUUUUGUGUAAUGACUAUUGUCGAAGUCCAAGGUUAUCGAAUUAAAUUACAUUUUGACGGAUAUGCAGAUGAAUAUGAUUUUUGGGUGAAUGCAGAUUGUCCGGAUAUAUUUUAUGCAAGAUGGUGUGAGCAAAACUCGCGUAUUGUACAGCCACCCAAAAAUUAUGUAAAGAGGUUUGAUUGGGGAAGCUAUCUUAGAGAAUGUCGUGCUGUGCCAGCUCCAAAAUGGUGUUUCUCUUCUAUAAAAAAAUCCACAAAUAGUCAGAUAAAACUUUUCAAAAUUGGAGCCAAAUUGGAAGCUCUUGACAAAUUAACUCGUACUCUGCCAAAACAGCUAAUAUGUGUAGCCACUGUUGCUGACAUUCUAGGAGAUCGUUUACGAAUUCAUUUUGAUGGCUGGACAGACGAUUUCGACUAUUGGACUGACGUUACAUCGACCAAUAUACAUCCUAUUAGAUGGUGUGAUAACAAUGGUCGUGUUUUAUCUCCUCCCAGCGGUUACAAUGAUUUUAAAGGUAAAAAACCUUUUUCGUGGACCGAAUAUUUAAUGGAAACAAAGAGUGAACCUGUUCCCGAAGAGGCGUUUGUUCGACGACCACUGCGUGAUUUUAGUAUAAACAUGACAAUUGAAGUUGUCGAUCUCGUUGUUCCGUCACUAAUAAGAACCGCUAAGGUAAUAGAUGUUAAAGGGGAUGAAAUAAAAAUACUAUAUGACGGUUUUCGGAUCGCCUACGCCUAUUGGGUUGAAGAUGAUAGUCCAGAUAUUCAUCCGGUCGGAUGGGCUGUGCGGACUAACCAUCCUCUCGAGAUACCACCAGUUGAGAAUAAAAUACAAAUCAACGGUACAGAUUUGUGUAGAACAGUUGGGUGUAGUGGCAAAGGUCAUGCAAAUAGUUUGAAAGCCAAUCAUAGUUUGGCAAAAGAUUGCCCUUAUGAAUUGGAUUUGUGGAAAAAAGCCGUGGCAGGACUUGCGAAAAUACCCGAUAGGAUAAAAACAGAAGACGCAAAAAAAUGUACAAUCAGUUCGAAAUCUCAUUUUCAACACGUAGAAGAGAAAAAGAAACCCAAAUAUUCUAAUUUCAAUGAAAACGUGUUUAAACAAAAAAAUAAGAAUUCACAAAAUAAACGUAAUGCUGAACAUAAAAACAUAAGUGUUAAGCAAAACACCGUGAAUGUUAACAAUUUAGAACUCCGCCAAGAAGUUGGGCUAUCUGUUAUAACCAACGAUGUUGGUCCUUUAUCCGCAUCGAUGCGCGGUAGGGCGUGGACUAGACAUAACGCACAACUAGGUAUACCGAUGUUCAGCACUACCGAUGCAAGAAAAUGGUCCGUCGAAGAAGUGGCUUCUUACGUCGACCGGGUGGUAGCCACCAAGUAUGUAGAUCAAAGUACCGAUGACAAAUUCACUGUAUCGGAAAAAUUUGUUAAACAGAAAAUUGAUGGCAGAGCACUUUUGGUGAUGGGUCAAGACGAACUGAUGAACAUUUUGAAUAUUCCUCUGGGCCCAGCAAUUAAACUGUCCAGUGCCAUUGUAAUGUUAAGACAAAGAAUUCCUGCCUUUGAUGUGUAAUCCUAUUUAGAGUGUAGACCUAAAAAUGAUAAAUGUUAUUUUAUCAUUGUUAUUUUUGUGUUUUUGUACAUACGAUUUUUAUUUAUUUAUUAAAUAUUGUUAACUUAAAUGUAAACUUUGUACCUAUUGUAAAUGUCGCCUACAUUUUCAGAAUAGUUACCCAAAUAAUUUUAUGAAGUUAAGAAUAGAAAGUUUUUAAGGUCAAAUGCACUGAAUAGCUGUUAUUUUCCUACUUUUUAUAAUUUAUAUUAUCAACUGUCUUUGUAAAUAUUACAAUAAAAUUGUUGACUUUUUUUUGUGUACAAACAAAAUUUGUAUUGUAAUAUAUCUUGAUUAUUUAUAUAUAUAUAUACCAUUGAUGAC